Porites lobata is the source of this 24252-nucleotide messenger RNA. Lineage: Eukaryota; Metazoa; Cnidaria; Anthozoa; Scleractinia; Poritidae. The record is from the annotation of a GenBank genome assembly.
AUGAUAUUAAUCUUGAUUUUGAAAAACAAGCUUGUACCUAUUGGUAUGUAUCAGUGACAUGAUAACUAGUGGUUAACCCAAAUGAAAGCAAGAAACUUUAAAUGUCAGCUCUCUGCCUUAUUGCAUUUUUCAGUUUUAGGCUCAAAGGGUUGGGUUGGGGGGGGGGCGGGGGGGGAACUUUUAAUCUCCACCCCUCUCUUACCCCUCUUCUGACUCCACCCCCAGAGAAGUACCUAGAGCUUUGGAGCUCUAGACCCGGUUGUUUGAAACUCCGUUAGCACUAAUCCAUGAUUAGACAUGCUAAUCAGCGAUUAAAAUUUAAUCCAUGCUUAGAUUGCGUUACUCAACAAAGCCUGAUUAGUGCUAAUCGACUGACUCUAAUCAGUGGGUUAAAUUUAAUACACCUCUGGAGGAAGGUUAAUUCCCUACUUGGUCGAUUAAAUUUGAAACAAAAUGGCUGAUAUAUUUUUUCAUCUCUCAAAGAUGCCCAUGAAUUUAUCGAUACAACGAUAGUAUACUCACUUAUGGUGAUCAAGCACUUCGGGCUCGCUACAGAUUCGGCAAAGGGUCUAUUCAGUACCAUUCUUCUUCGUGCCAGUAAUGCUGUCGGAAAAUUUAAACCUUGUAAGGUCCAAAUUUUCCUCAACCUUUUCUGUCAAUAUGGUUAUUUUCCAGUCUGACUAAUUAUUUUUUUGUGGCCACCUUGAUCUGCUUUCUUUUUUCUGCAGAUGCCAUAUUGGAAACCUUAGGGAAAGAUUCAUUAUAGGUUGCUAGUCGUCGAUUAGGGAGACAAAAUAAAUGGUUUUACACUGAGUGCAAACCGUUAAUCAGCAAUUAACUAAUGGCAAGUCUAAUUGGGCUUUGCACAAUGCUCUCAAUUCCACUGAUUAGCUAAUCAGGUGUUAGCAAUAAAUUUUAACCCACGCUUAAGCUUAAUUGUGGAUUAGUUUAAUAACGGGGGUUGUGAACAACUGGGUCCUGGGGUAAGACAAUUUUGCUUUGUAGUUUUUGGGGGUUGCUGGGAUUUCUCAGUGUAGUUAUCCCUGGAAGGCCAGGGAUUGUGGAUUACAGUGGAACCUCAAUGGAACCUCAAUAUUACAAAACUCCAACGAAGUCCUUGGUAUAACAAAUGACUCUCUUUGGCCCAGUAAUAGUAAAAUGUAUGAAAAAAAGGAAGAAAACCUUGAUUUAAUGAAACCUCGAUAUAGCAAACAAAUUUUGUCAGUCUCUUGGCCCUUGUUGUAUUUAUGUUCCACGUGUAAAUGUUUGCACUCGGUAUCUGUAAUGACACAUUUGCUAUGUUAGAGCUUGGUCGCAUAUUUGAUUUUGUUUUGCAGGCAUUAUUACUUUUGAUCAGAAGCAAAUAACCCUGAAUCUUCAAUAACUCUGUUUCAGUGCUGGUUUUUUUUUUUGAGAACCAAUUUUGGUUUGUGGUGGCCCCCACCCCCGACCCCCGUAAGGUUUUCUCAUUUUUUUUCCUAGACGAUAAAACAUCAGCACCUGAAGUUUUCUGUAGCUUUUCAUUUAUCCUUUAAGCGCAUUUUUAGACAAGUUUAGUGAUGGUCAGUUACUUUGGUUACAAGAUAUUGCGUCAUAAGUAGCAGUUGGUCAAGCCAUUUUUGAGUAAAAUUUUCAACUUUUUUUAGGAAUAAAAGUAAAGUUUGUGCAUAAAAUGAUGAAAAGGAAUUAUUUAUGUGUUAUUUUGUGACGUCACAGACCUCCAGCAGCGCCACUACCCAGAAAAAUACUGUAGAGAAGAUCAAAGGCUUUCCACUGAAAGCAAAAUCAUUUCAAAAUACUGCAACAUGUCAAAAACUCAAGGAGGGGGGGUGGGGGUUCCAUUAACCCACCCCCUGUACCACCAUGGGGGUAUGACUUUGAGUGUACACCUGAGGGUUAAGAGCACUGGACAAAGGCCAGUCAGAAAAACAUAAAAUGUAUCACAAUGUGCACUGAGAUGGGAAAGCACUAAUUGAAAGUCUUUGCAAAAAUAAUUCAUACACGCUAUCGCAUAGUGUAGUGCCCGCAAAUAAAUGCACACUCAUCGGCUACUCCCUAUGAAUGUAAAUAUUUUUGUGCGUUGAUUAUCUUAAUGGCUCAGAGAACACUAUCAAGUUACAUGUAGGGAUGUAAUUGAAGAAUUGUUAAGGACCAGGAAGAAUCCAUUAUUGGCUACUUCUUAGACAGGGAUACAUGUACCUUCAAUUCUUGAUUCUGAUUCCAUAUUACCUCAUAAUUGGGCAAAAAAAUUUCCUUGCUUCUGAUUGGACAGCUAAAAAACCCAGCAUGGUUCUUAACAGAUAAUAAGGAGAAUUUAGAUGCUUCAGGGUUAAAUGCUUCUGUUUUGAUUGGGUUGAUUUUUUGGUGGGGGGGGGGGGAGGAAGUAGCCUCCCUUGCAGGCGUUUUUAGGAGAGCUUGUCUUUCAUCCCUCCCCACAAACGCCUGCUAAACCGAGAACAACAUUCCUUUCCCAAGCUUAGCCAAUCUAAAGGUUGACCUUUACCGCAGGGAAACCUGAUAAUUACUCGAUCUGCAUGAAACACUGGGAAAGCUUUAUGACCUCUAAUAGUAAAUGUUAGACUCAGAGUGGCAAAAGUAAGAUUUAGAUUUUAGAAAACUCUGUGCACAGCACAACCCUAGCAAAGGAAAGAAAAGAAGAAAACAGGUAACUCUAAGGUCAUGUUUUUGCAGUGCCACGAGCUUAUGGUCAUCUUUGUUGGUUGGUCACUUACCACACAAAUAAAACAAUGGGAAAGGAAUGUUUUUCUCGGUUGAGCAUGUGUUUGUGGGAGGGACGAACUGCGAGCUCGCAUACAAACGCUUGCGUUGGAGGCUAGGGAAGAAGGGACGUUUUGGCAUUUUUAUUUUGACCCCAUUAUGGAUGAGAUGUACUGUCUCUUCUGAAAAUGAAAUGCCCACAGUGGAGCCCUUGGGAGUUAGGGGUUGAAAAUGCUUAUUGCUUCUGUCCUUUAUAAAGGGGUCUGCUUGCGGUGGAAAGCAAAAGAGAUUUUGUGUUUUAUUGCUACAGGAUUAAAGGCAUCAAAAAGUAAAAUCUCCCCUCACAAGCUGAAAACAGACGAGCAUCGUUCUGCAGGACAUGUGGAACCGUUAUCUAAAGGCCCCUCUUCUGACAUCAAGGCAGGAGGUUCUGUUCAUCAGGAUGGCAAACCUGAGACAUCAACCACGACGACAACAGCAUCAACAAAAACAACAACAGCUAUUAAAAGCAUUUUGAAAAAGUCAGGUGAAGAAAUCACCAAACAGUCAAACCAUAGAGAUUCACCAAGACCCAAACAAGGUAAAAAUACAAGCAUGUCUGACUCAGUGAGAACUGAACAAAGUAGUACAGAGUCAUUUGAUGAUAUGGAACAGCCUGUAGCAUCUCUCACCGAUGAAGAGAAGCAGAUUAUUGGACUCAUGAUGCACCCACCCAGUAUAAGCAUUGACUCUGGAUCAGGUAGAAGUCCAGAAACGAAAAAUUCCCUAGUUGCAGAUUCUAGUUGCCCUUCAAGUUCAAACAAUUGUAUUUCUGCUCUUACAAACAAAGGGAGCAAAGAUGUUGUUGCCUGCAGUGAAAAGGCUAUGAAUGUGAACUUACAUGUAACUGAUACUUCUAACGAUGUUCAAAUAAAAGUCGAGAUUUCCAAGGAUACAACAAAUAAAGCGUUGGUUAAUUCUAAAGGGAAAGAGGAGAUGGAAGUUGAAAUGCAUGUGGAUUCAAGCAGUACUCUUAUGGCAGAAAAACACGAUGUUGCUAUCUCUGGGGAAAAUGCAAAUGCUAAUAUUGAGGAAAAAACUGAUAAAAUACUAAAAAGAAGGAAAUCUGUUCCUCUUAAAACAUCCACAACAACAAAAAUAACAACAAAGCCUUCAGCUGUACAAUGUCAAGACAAGACAUCUCUAUCAGAUGUAGUCAGUAAGAGAAAGAAAUCAUUGCAGUUAACUUGUAUUACAGAUGGCAGUGUAUCUGCUGGUCCAUCAAAGGAUUCUAAAAAAGUUAAGGAAUCAGCAAUUUUGAAAGGGAGUGAAGUGUGUAACAAAGAACGACCUAGUACUGCACUGGAUGAAUUUUUGAAGUCUGCAUCGAAAUCAUUUCAGGAAAUUGAAUGUUCUACCAAAAUGUCUCUGAUUGGUAAAGACAUGCCAGUGCUAGAAGUGCCCUAUGUUAUACCAAAAAAGAAAAAGCCAACUGAUGGCAGUGCUAGAACUUUAAAAAGAAAGAUUUCUGUGAAGGACGAUUCUGUGGAAACUUCACCUGCUGCGAAGAAAAAGGUGAUAUCUGAGGCUGAAAUAAAUUUCUUUGGAUCUAAAAAGGCGCAAAAAGGUAGCAAAGCAGAAAGACCAAAGAAAAGCAAAGAAAUGUUAUCUCCAGUUAAAACUGCUAGAGCCGCAAAGGUGGAGACCGGAAGUUUGGAUAAGCGGAAAGACUUAAAACGAAAGUUUUCUAAAGGUGUUACAAUAUUGAUAAGCGAUGACAGUGACGCUUUGAGUACAGCAAAUGCUGAUUCAAGCUCUGAAGAGGACAGUCAUCUUAAACAGAUUUGGGAUGAGUAUGAUCCAGAACCCGACUUUGAAUUGGUUGAAGAGUCACCAGUAAAAAGCCAAACGCAAACUGUAACUGAGGUCCAGAGGAAGAAAACUUAUGCGGCAGCUGCAGCAGCGACAGCAUCUGAGGAGAAGCCUUCCAUGGCAGAUACAUUAGGGUUUGGGAAAAAGCAGCGUGUGGCGCAUACAGCUAAUCAUGUAAGUAGCAGGGCUUCUGUUAUGGUGUACAGUAAUGCAAUUUUGCACAAUUGACCUUGAUCAUUAUACGUUUCUGGGAAUCUGCCCACCUACCCCUCCCCUAAGCCAACAUUAACACUUACAGUCGCAAAUCAUUAAAACGCCAAAAAUGAAUGUUUCUAUUUGAGGUCAAACGUCUAAUCUGAUCAGCACUGGAGAUCGAAUUCUUUAAACUGUAUUUCUUGCACCCUGUAUUACUUAGGCGGUCACUUAGCCUUUCCCCGAGGGUGACCGCUUAAUACUGGUUCGACUGUACUUGUCACUUAGGGCAAAAUGUUGGCACAGGGGAGGGGUAGGUGGGCAGAUUCCCAGAAACGUAAAAUGAUCCAUUGACCUUGUAGGUUUGUCUAUAGGCGAAUCUUUGUUUACACUUUUUGCCUCAUUACCAUAUGCUUAUCACUGUCUGAUGACGCUAAUAAAAUAAAAACUCUGAAUAUUGAAAGGGCAUCACAGUUUCAGUUAUCUCUGAAAAUUUGAGCCCAAUACACCAAACGGUUUCGGAGAAAUUCUCCUCUAAAAACUCGAAAUUUUACAGAGAAUGUAUGGCUCAUUAACCUUUUUUGCCACACAGCUAUUUUGCAAUUUUUGAUGGCUGAUAUUUCCUUCAAUAUUGCUCGCAAAGAGCUGAAAAUUGCACAAAUUGCCCAACUUUAUCAGCUCUUUCGACUUUUGCAUUUAAUUCAUAUAUACGGCCACGGCUUCUAUGAGUUAAGUCGUAUGGUAAUGAGGAAAAAUGUAAACAGUGACGUCAGCAAAGAUUCGCCUAUAGAGAAGUUAAGCAUCAAGUUUAUGGCAAACGGCAAACGCGAAUUUGUAACACGUGUUCACACAAUUUUUUAUCUAUAAGAAUUGUUUUGAGCUGUUUUUACCUGCUCAUUUUCUAUUUUGAGAAAUUCUCAACCUGAAUCUGACGUUUGCCGUUUGCCCUAUACGUGAAACUUAAACUCCCCACUAAGAGCUAGGGACCGGGGGGCAGAGAUUUCCCCCAAAGAACCCUACUAAGAUCAAGACCCCUGGCCACCCUCACAUGGAACAUGGAACCAUUUAACUUUCUAGAUGUUCAAUUCCCCAACUACUUACUACUGACGUAAAGUAAUGGGGCUCUAACUGCUGAUCACUGUGUUAGUGCGCGAGAGUUGAUAGUAAGUGUUUCAGUGGUAGCCUAUACACACAGUGGCUUUUCACCUGCCGCCAUCUUGCAUCAAAUUUGUAGAAUCUUAAUAGCGACUUUAAGAUGCAACGAAACGACGGCAACGAGAACGUAAAAAAAAACACAAUAGUUGUAAUAAACAAAACAAGAACUUUACACGUGCAGCACACUUUUUUGUACAUUUCUUUGCCUUUUUUGCACGUACGACUGCGACAUGAAAAUGCCUAAUUUUGAGUUAUAUGGAGAGCGUUAGUGAACAAGCAACAACAAAAUUUUAGUUCUAGUUUCUGAACUUGGAUAUAAUUCCUAAGAAUUCAACUCCGGAAUGUUUGCCUUCAUUUGACAAAGUAUUAAGUGGCUAGGAAUAAUCGCUAUAAAGACUGCAAGAACGCAUACUCACUUUUUAAGUGAUGUUCUUGUUGCCGUCGCGUCGUUGGACUUAAAGUCCCUAACAUCUUGUUUGUUGAGGGAAGGGGAAAGCUAGAGUACUUAUGAUCUUUCAGGGCAAGGGCGAGAACUGUACAGUACCGCAAAUGAUCCCCAAAACGGACCGCAAAUGAUCCUCGACCUUAAAUGAUCGCGGUACUGUACAGAACCCACAACGAACCUGGACAGGUUUGUUACAAAAAACUGUAAGCGCUUAGUGUAUGAUAUUAGGAAACUUAAGUAACGACGACGUCGACGUCAACGAGAACGGCAAAAAAGCAAUUGGUUUAGAUUGGCUAAACAACAACUUUGCACGUGCAUCAUGCUUUUUUGUACAUUUCUUUGCCGUCAGUGCACGACUACGACGUGAAACUGCCUAAUUCCACGUUUCUCGGAGGAUGUGAACACAGUGAACACAAGACAGCGACUUUCUUUUUCUUUUCCUGAACUUAGAUACAGUCUUUUUGAAUUCAACUCCUGAGAAAAUUGCCAACAUUUGACGAAAGGAACAAGAUGGAAUAAGUGCGAUAAAGUUUGAUGCAGCGCUACUUCACUUAUUAAGCCCGAACGUUUUCGUAGCCGUCGCCGUCUUUGUUGGUUAAACUCGAUAUUGUACAUCACAGCGGUAACCAGUCAUUUCGCCCCAUGCAGUUACUUAGUCCCCUAUUUUCGAGUCAUUUAGUGCGCUUCAAAUAUAAUAUUCCUCGUUCUAGAAAAGGAGGCUAAGUAAUAUGCGAUAUGUGUAAAAAUCAAUUAUUCUAUGAUUAUCAUGCUAAGAAUAGAGGUGAGACAAUCAUUUAAAAGACCUGAACCUUAAGAUUUUGACGCACGUUUCUCCAUACAUUGUUAUGGUAGGUUGCACCUUAAUUGAUUUUGUUGAAUUUUUGCACUGCAGUUACCACGGAGAUUGUCAUCUAAUGCUAAUCCAAUCCGAAGGUACCCCAAGACAAUAUCAGCAAUGCAGAACAAAGAUCAGCCGGCAAGUUCUUCUUCGACGAGCGUGGUGGGUGCUCGCACAAAACUUAGUGUGUUUUUAGGUAACAGUUAAGGGAUAGAGAGGCUCUGUGUUGUACUCUCAGUUGUAGUCAGAAAUUGAGCUAUUUCGUCUUCGGAUAGCCGUGAAAGGUAUUGUUUUAGUUCUCUAAUGCCCAUGCAGCCUCGUUUCCACGCAAAUAUGCCAUCGAUCGACCUCGUUUUCAAGCAAACAUGACAUCGACUCCAUGAUGUAUUGCUUGCAUCCAAAUAUGAUAAGCGCUGGUCGGUUGUGAAGAAUUAUUAGAAGUUUAAAAUACUUUGAAUGAACAAUAAACUGCAUUCUACAACCUUUUCGAAAUGAAUGCCACUUUUUCUUCCUGCAUUGUCAUUUAACAGUGGUAUUUGUUUUAGGGAUCAGCAGCAGAAGGCUCAGUCAACACCAUCAGCUUCAAGCCUGUAAAGAAACGUGUUGCACAUGUGUCAAAGAACACUACCCCAGCUGGAUCUUUGCCGAGACCUAGAAUUCCUAUAGAAUAUGGUGCUAAGGUACCUCAAAACCAACGACAGAGGUACCUUGACAGGAUUGUUGAUGAGUGUCUAAGAAUCUAUCCCACCGAAAAAGAAGCUUUUGAAAAGGUAACGUUGCUUAGAUGGUAGUUGCAGGCGACAAAAGGGACCCGCAAUCCUAAUCUCCAAGUUGUCAUUACCCAUGCGUCGCAUGUAUGUAGCCAGUAUUCGUUGGGAUUGCCUCUAGGAAUGAGUGGAAUGCACAGGGCGCAUUUUGAUCACGCGCGUUUGGACCUUCUAUCACUCAUAAUCUAAUCACGCGUGUUUUUGGUACUGAAAGGGUUUCAAAAGACGGUCGAAGUGAGAGACCGUAAAAUGUCAAUUCCAUUUAUUUACUAUUUGGUAAUUUGCUUUCCAGGCUGUGGAAGAGGAGCAAGCCUUGUACGAACGGAGCACCAGGCGGCAGGUUUACUUGAAUCUCUGUGUGAAUGCAAUAAAGAAACUUCGAGAGAUGAAGCCACAGGAGCUGCCAGUCACCUCACCUGUGGAAACCGAGACUAUUACGCGAGUAGCUGUCACCAAGACUCUGCCAUCAGGAGCAGUAGUGAUCAGCACAAAGAGUCCAGCAAAACAAGAUCAACCGGUUACCACAGCGUCAAACGAUCUAACAGGUGUCAGCUUUGACUUUAUUUAUUUAUUUGCUUGCAUUUUAAGAGUGGUUUUCUUGUUUAUUUAUAGAAUGAUGAUGUGAACUGCUCCCAAUGUAUGGGUCUUCAUAGCUCAAUUGGUUGGAGCACUGCAGCGCUAACGCAGAGGCCAUGGGUUUGAAUCCCGUUGAAGUUCCGAAAUCUUUUCCGGAUUAAUUUGCAAUUGCUUAAUUUGCAAUUACCACUGCGACAUCAUAUCUUCGUUUACAUUUGUUCAUUUUUUCUAUGGGUGUCUUUCAGUUGUAGUAAUUGGUAGAAAUGCGCUUUGCUAAAGAAGUUGUCCUCAUAGCCUUGUUUACUGUUGGUUUUCCCCAACACACAUUCCCCUGGUUGUACCGGGGCUGACGAGUCAUGACCCCAGGUCGAAAUCGGUGACAUGUACUUAAGUUAUAUUACUUUUUAUGCCCUUUUUAGUGUAUUUGUUUAAUGAAUUUUAGUAUAUUCUUUCAUUCAACCACUGAAAUCAAAGAACCCUUGAUUCAAGAGCCCGCGUUGUACUUGGAAUAAAAAAGGCUUUUAUAAGGGUAACACAAAUUAUUAUCGUAUUAAAACCAUUAGUUUGGACUGUGGACAAGAAGGAGGUUAAGAAUUUUACCUGGCCGGAGGCAAACCAUUUGGCUAUUUACGAGCGUGACUGAGAAGCUGCACUCAGGACUAUCAAGAAGAAAUCCAGCUAGCGUUUAGGGAGGGGAUCGAAGUCGGGGCAUGCGGAUUUCAAUUCCAACACUCUAACCAAUCGGCCACGUUGCCUCCGUAUGAGGCAACACGUCACUUCAAGCAAAGUUUUUUCUUCUUUUUUUUUUAAACGACGUUUUUAUGGACGUGGCCGUUGUCGGAUCGUAAGAUCCCGUUUUACGUUUACGUUCAACCUUUAUAUUACCUUCACGGAUUUAUUUUUCGCACGCAAUUUUACUUGUGUGCGCAUGUAAACAUUAUAGUCACUAGUUUAGACGGUUCAGCUAUCAAACAGGUAAAAUUAGCCAGAUUCUUAGGAGUUCAUAUAGACGGAAAUGUUAACUGGAAAAGUCAAAUAAGUCAUGUUUGCAGCAAAAUUGCACAAAUUCCGGUAUACUUUGUCGCGUUGCUAUGCAAGGUCCGUGCUACGCAUUGAUCUAUCGAUAUAAGUUAUGGAAACAUUGCAUGGGGAAACACAAACACAACAAGACUAGAACCAAUAAGAAGGCUACAAAAGAAAAUUAUAAGGAUCAUCUCUUGUUCAAAAUUUAAAUAACACACUGGUCCUAUAUAAAGAUUGAGCCAGGGCUAAAAGCGAAGCUCUCGUUACUAUACUUAAAAUUUACUCACGCAAAAAAUAGUCGUGUAAUGCUAGUCAAAACGGCGACGGCAUUGAGAACGGCCAAGAAACACCAUCAACAACAACAACGACGAUAGGUCUAAUUAGCAAAAAAUCAGUAUUGCACGUGCAGCGUACUUUUUUUUGUACUUUUCUUUACCGUUGUUGUUGCACGACCACAGCGUGAAACUUUCUAGGCACAUGUUUUACGAAGGAAAUGUCGUAUGUUCUCCCCAAAAAAUUGGCUGCUUGGGUUCCUUUUCGCUUUCUUUUUCAAAGCCGCGCAUGUUCAGUUUACUGGCUACUAACAUUUCUCGUUUUCUCACCACCGCUAUAAAAUUUUUAUGUUUUGUUUCUAACGAAAUUUGUCUUCUUUGUUUGUUUGUUUUUAUCUCUCGCUCUAGCUCUUUCUCUGUUAUCCGCGUCAGCCUGGUCGAAAAUGAGACUCGCGCGGCUUUCUUUUGUUUUUUGUUUUUUUGCUGUUUUCCUCUAAAAGUCCGUAACAUGGACGUCUAUCAUCAAGAAACAGUACACCGUCAGGUUGCACGCAGGUUCGACUCAAAUUAAAAAGUCAUUUCCCAGUGGUUAUACUGUGGUGCGGACGGAGCGCAUACGGUCACGUGACUACCAAAAUUUAGGGUCUAUCCUCCCAAAUGGGUUUGCUGAGAGGUACUGCCCAGGUAUAAUUAUUCUAUGAUUCAGUCUGUGAAAGGGCAAAUAAAUAACUGCCAAAAUGACGAUGACAGUGUUUUAGUUAGUGUCAUUUGAGUUUCGAUGAUUUUUUUUUUUGAGUUUGAAAUCUACAAGAGCUCAGCAGAGUGACUUUCAGUAUUUCAAGGAGAUCUGAAUUUUUCACGAGUCAUGACAAGAGCCAUGACCCUUGCAUUUCACUGGAUUUGGGUAAAGCGGUCUUCGUGCCAAAAAUAUGUAGCCAAUCCAUUUUUAAUAGGGAUUUCCUAGACUUGCCCACAAGUGGAGCUCAAACUUUUUCUCGAGCGCAAAGCGUGAGCUAGAAAUUUUUUAUGUUUUCGGUGGAAAAGCGAGCGGGAAAGCGGGGAAAGCUGAGGGACCUACUUACCGGAACCGGAAACGAGAAGCGAAUGUUUUUGGAGAAAUCAGAAUCUCGCUCCAGUCCUCCUCCCGCUAUCGGAAUCCCAAGAUGGCGGCUCAACCUGUUCCGAGAGGUCGAGAGUUCUGUUUCGCACUUCUUCGAAAAAUGUCUUCUUCUGCAAGCGACUGGCAUUGUGGCAUUCAAAAUUGUUUUAACAUACUUGUCAUGGAAUAUUGAAGUUAAGCAGAGUAAUUGAGAAUACACUACAAUGCCUCUACGGCCUCUGGCUGCCUCGGAAGAACUUUCACUUUUUGUUGAUCUCAAGGAGCAAGCUCUAGACGAGUAGGGCUAUUUCUUCAGCAGCCAUGCCUUUAUGGAUGAUUGAUUUUGACUCGGUGUUUUACUGCUUCGUUUUAGCAGUUCUGUUCUUAUCUUUUGUGCUGUCUUCGCACGCUGUGUGUAAGUUUGAAGAAGAAAGAAAGAGUGUAUCAUCAAGCAAUAGAACACGCUUGAAAAUUACAGGUUUGAUACAUGGUUUGAUUUGCGCAGUUUUAUAAAUUGCUAUUUUUGGCGCGGCGAUGAGGAGUGUCCAAGUGUUUACGAUCUUUGAUCACUACAGUGUGCUAUAAACAUCUUUUUAAAGUACCCACCGUUGCUAGGUCUAGAAAGGCUGGAUAAGUGGCUAUCACUGCAGUCUAUCAUACCACAGGUUACCCAGGUUUUGUAGGAACCUGUAACGCCUGGUUUUCUCUAGUGCAUAAGCAAAAGCAUAAAGACGUAAACAAGAUGGCGGAACAAGCAUCAUUCUUCGAAGCACAAGAAGAAUGAAAAUGUCCGUUUUUCUUGUGCUUAUGCUUACUGUAUGUUGCCGGUAUUUUCACUUGCUUACACAAGUGCUUGUGCUUGUGCUUGUGCUUAUGCUUAUGCACUAGUGAAUGCCAGGCUUAAAAGUGCAGUGUUUGCAUGGGGUAAAUUUACAAUCCUAAAAUUGUUAGGAAACACCAAAUAAAAGACUUGUUAUUACCGUUGUCCAGGUUGUUUGGAACUUUCAUUAACCAUUCAACAGCUCAACAGUAAUUCAAUUCCCAUUGUAUGAACAUCCUCAGGACCAUAGUAUUAGGAGUUCAUUUCUGUUCAAUGCCUGUAUCAUUAUUUGUUUAUGGUAUUCUUCGCUGGGGAUUUAGCAGUCCAGACAAAAGGUGUCCACAAAGCGAGAGUUGAAUCUAAGAGGGGGGGAGGGGGUAAUUAAAAAAUUUUUGGGUGGGGAUGUACUACUCGAUCCAGGGACCUUGGAAACCUUAAAUCAGACGUACAUGUAGCUCAGCUGAAUUUUUCUACCCUGUAAUAAACUAAACUCCAAAAAUCCCUCCCUAUCCUAGAGUCAUUUUUUUUCUAGAAACUACCAUUGAUGCUUCCUUUUCUGUUAAACUGCUUUGCUCAUAAAUUUGAAUUUGCUGAUUUCAUUUUUUUUUACUUGUGAGUGAUAUUCCCUAGGUUUCCUAGUCUAGACUAAAAUCUUGAACCACUUGAUCAGUUUCUUUAACAUAUAUUUAUAGACCCAAACUCUGUGAUUGUUAUACCCUAUCCCAGACUAAACUGCUUGAUUUCAUAUCGUAUAUACAUGUUCUUAUGUAGCCCAUAUAAUAUGAUAGUAUCCCUCCUCCUUCCAGGUGUCAACUGUACUCCUGAGGAGGAGGCAGCCUGGCCAAGUGGUUAGAGUGCUGGACUUGCAAUUUGGAGGCCCUGAGUUCAAGUCCUGCUCUGACUGCUAGCUGGAUUUGUUCACGGUAGUCCCAAGUUCAAAUCCUCGGCCAUGCCUUUAAAUAGCCAGCUGGUUUGUCUCCAGCCAGCUCGGCCCCACUAGCAUAAGUGCUAUAAAUACACAGGAAAAAAUAACCAAUUCCCAUUUUUGGAUAUUUUAGGGUAUUUAAAGAAUACCCACAAAAAUCCCAAAUUCGGAAGAGUGAGACAAGUCCCAAUCAGGGAACUUGGUUGGGAAUUUCCUGGUUGGGACUUCUCUCACUUUGCCAAGUUUGGGAUUUUUAUGGGUAUUCUUUAAAUACCCUAAAAUAUCGAAAAAUGGGAAUCCGUUAUUUUUUCCUGUGAUACUGCCGAGGGUAAAUAACAGAAUUAUUAUUAUAUUAUUGCUCAUGCAGGGGACUGAAACUGAAGCUGAAGCGUUGUGUUGUUGUUACAUUUUUUGGUCUAUUUUACAUUUACAGAAGAGUUGAUGUAUGACUUUCUAUCCAAGUACCUGAUGAGCGAGGAAGAUUUAGUUGAAAAUGGCUAUCCUAGGCCUUGCCAUUCAACCCCAGGAAAAGCAGUUUUCAAAGCUAAUAAGGAGUCACCUUCUAAAGACUGUAAGACAUAGGGUUUUUAUGCUCUGAACGAUCAACAUGGUUAAGCAUGCUUUAAUUUGACCAUGUGAAAAAGUUAAGGCAUAUUUGACAAUAUCAGUGUCUAGUGUACAAGUGCUGACUGUUGUUCUAACAUCUCUGACAACUUUGAUUCUUUAGCAUCAAGGAGAAUAUGUUGUCGCUGUGGCAAGCCCUAUGUUGUCCUUGAAGAUGGAGAGUACUUAAGAAAAGAAGACUGUAUUUAUCAUGGUGGAAAACUAUAUCGGAGAAGAGGUAACUGAAGGCCACUCAAAUUGCUUUUAUGAUAAAACCUAUUAGAUUAGCCUUGUAUGAUAUAUGAAAAAGGAAUCAUGGGCUGUUCACCACCACUAGAUUAUGUACCAGUAGUCGCUGGAUUCAUGAGUAAAGGGAACAUUGUUUAUACUCAAGAUGAGAGAAGUGUUUCUGGAGCAAGCAUUUAACAAUAAUUGCUUGUAAAACAUACUUGCCAUACUUAUACUGUAUUUCUUAAACAAUGUAACUGACGGGAUUCCAGCAACUUGUAGAUAUUACACUAUAAAGUAAGAUCCUGGUAUUUUCCUCAGGGGAACAGAGUUAUUCAUGCUGUCAGGGAGAUGCAGGCAGUCCUGGCUGCUGUGUUGGAAAAGUAAGACUUGACAUUGUUUUCCUGAUAUUUUUCAAAAAAGAGCUAUUAAGGCGGGCAUAAAUAGUGCCAUGCUCACAUUGACAAUAGAACAUCCUCACGUGUGUGGCCCGCAUCUGUGCAAGUAUAAAUAGUGCCAUACUCACAUUGAUAAUAGAACAUUUUCACUUGUGUGGUCCGCAUCUAUGGAAGGUUAUUCUAACAAGAGAAAGCAUUCAUGUAAGAAACAAGUCCAACUUCCACAGGAUUGGUUUGGAACACCAACAUAACCACUAUCUUAUUGGUUUUGAAUGCCAAUAUGACUGUGCCAUUGCUCUGUUGUAGUGAAACCCUUGUGAAGGCAAAACCACAAUGACAAUCUAGAGAGGGUCAGCCGGAUCUUUAGUAGACCUCGAUCAGAGAAAUCUUGAGUACCAAAUUUUAAAAUUAAAACAGGAAACUGAUCCUUAAGACAGGAGGAGUGAUGGAAAAAAUUGUAGAAAUAAAAGAGAAAUAAAGUAGUGAAUUAUAUUUCCCUGAUAUUUCAGUUUGCAACACAAACCUUCAAUGGGGGCUAUAAAAGAAAAAAAAAAUAAACUAGAUACAAGUUAGAUGAACAUUACAUAUGUGAGAUUUGAAUACAUAGCACACAUGCACAGGGGCCAAAAAGUAAAUGUUAAUGGUAGACAGGGAGCCCAAAGUAGGACAUUUUUCAUAUAAGCGACAAACCAUCUCACUAAAAUAAAGGACAACUGUUAAUUCAGUAUUUACUGUUUUGCAGUAAGUAUGCUCUUGUACAAACUGUAUGCUGCCAUUUGUUCACAGUACACUGUAUAAACCACAAAACCGUCACUAGAGGCUGUAUUUUGCUGUUCUGCUACUGGUAGCUCAGUUGUUUCUUGUUUAAACUUUUAAGGUUCAUGUUAGUGAUGGUACAGGAAACACUGAUGGCUUUAUGACAACAAUAAGAAGUCCAUUGUCUGAUCAUAGAAAGGUCUAUGCCAUGGAUUGUGAAAUGGUACAAGUAUUGUUCACUAUCUACAUAAUUAUACUCUCUUGAGCUACCCUCCGUUUUUGUGAUUUUUAUGCACCUAUUUUAAAGUCAUUAGUCAUGAUUCACUCAGCCAUAAAAGAUUAAGUGUAAUUUACACUGAUCUACUUAAUUGGCUGAGGUGACUUUUUAUGGAUAGUGAACUGGAGCGGUAAUAAUUACCACAGUCAAACCUGUAUUUAUAAGUAAACUUGUAUUAAUCAGUCACCCUCUUUUGAGCUAUCACUUACCAAAGUCCAGGAAAUCAUUUCCGUAAUCAUCAAUCAUUUUACUUUAUUAACUGAUCAAUGGUAUAAUGAAGUGGUUACCUCCAUUAAGCAGUCAGGGGCACCUUUUCCAACAACAUUUACUUAUUUUUUUAUUGUCUUUACCUCUGUUACAAGAUAAACAGUUGCUUUGACAAGAUAUACCCUGCUAGUGCAACAGAUACUUUGUACACUGUGUAUAGGCAUUCAGUGGUCCUUUACUUCUUUCUUUUGAUCCAAGAAGAGGUAGAGACCCUCUGAGGUCAACUUGUCGUGUGAUCGAUUUUUCUUUCCUACACCAUCUUCAUUUUCUUGAAUAACUCGCAGGUUCAGGGGUCAAACCUGUAUGAAGUGGUCAAUAAACCAUUCCUCAAGGGUGAUGGCUUAAUAAAGGUUUGACUGUACGCCCAAAAAUUCUUUUGCACUAAAGUUAACCCAACUCAAAGAAUUCCAUCGGCCAAAAAAUAGCUCAAACGUUAAUUAUAUGUACUUUACAUAGAUCUCUAAACACAACGUAUGUAAAUGGAUAAGUAAAAUGUUUAUACUUAAUAAUUCUGUUGAAAGUCCUCCUUGGCUAUGGGUUUUAGUGGGGAAUAUAACAAAAGAAACUAAUUUUCUUGACUUUGAACCUCAAGUGAAUGUGAAUUCUUUUGUUUAAUUACACCCAGUAUUGGCAUUAAGAUUUUAUUUUUAGUCAGUAUACAGUCAAACCCAGUUAAGGUCCAUAGAACGUGUCUGUAUUAACACUGUUUCCAUUUUAAAUGAAUCAUGUUUCUGACGUCAAAAAUACACCUCACCUAUUAUUUGAACAAAAUACUAAAGAAAUAAACCAGCACAUUGUAUCAUGAAAUUAAACAUCUGUAAACCUUCCCAAAGCCGAUUUGAUUGAAGAAUGAUAAUUCUAAUGCAUGUAAUUAUCUUCAACUCCCCAGUAAUGAGGUGUGUCCGUAUUAAGCAACCGUCCAUAAAGUAGAGUUCGACUGUUUAUUUAAAAUGGUCUUUUGUUUGAUUUAAGAUUAAAAAUUCGUAUACAUGGAAUAAUUUUCAACUCCCUACAAAAGGCCCUACAGAAAUAUUUCACACAAUACUACAGACGUCUUGAAAUCACAAAUUUCCAGUCAAGCCAGCUCAAGCCUACAACCCAAGAAGCCAUUAAUGGAUUUAUGAUUCGAAAGUUGAUCCGUUAGUAGAUUUCACAUUUGUUCCUGCAUUCGUGCGUGAGUAAUGAGCAGGGAAUUCACACGCGAGGUAGUUAUCAAAUUUCUACCGGUUCAGUAUUCUUGAAUUUGGUGCAAAGCCUUCAAAGCAAUAUUGUCCAUCCAAAGAUUUUUCUGUCUGACUGAAUACAGAGAAGUUAUUGUAAAAUACUCACUCCUUAUUGUGCAUGCAGGAAUGCAGAUUCGAAUUUGAUACUGGUUGCGGCAAUGACUAACGCCGGAUUCAUUUUUCAAUUAAGUGAUUCAUUAAUGGUAUCUUGGGGGAUAUGCUUGACCCGGCUUGACUGUAACUGGCCUCGCACCUUUCUUGACACUUCUUGGUUACCUCCAAGGUCCCUAGAUUCCAGUUAUGGCGAUCAAAAUUCCAAGUCAUGUACUGUCCAUUGUUUAAAGUGCGUUGAAGCUUUACAACAACAAUUGUUCUAACAAACUGUUAAAUUAUUGUUGAUAGUGUUACACCACUGCUGGACUUGAGCUAACUCGGAUUACAGUGGUAAACUGGAAUUUAGAAGGAGUCUAUGAUACAUUUGUUAGGCCUGACAGACCCAUUGUUGACUACAAUACAAGGUAGUUGAAUUAAUUAUUCCUUAAGCUCAGCCUCUUCUCUUUACAUCGACAAUUAAUGGCUGAUUCAUUUCCCUUAAAUUUUCACAGCGGUCCCCCUCUUUUGACGUUUGCAUUUGUCAGCUUUACAGUCUCAUGGCUGAAUAUAUGACAGAAAGCCAUUACUGGUAGUUUGUUCAAUUGAAAUUUAAAUUCUGUGGAACUUUUGAGGAAUUGUAAAUGGUUUUCCAAAGUGUUGUUAAAUUGUCCAGUUACUGCCUAAGGUUGGCUUUGUUCUCCCCUACCCUUUACUCUGUCAACAAAUUCGUGACUGGAAUAUUGAUUUUCUGUAAAACGCUCUUUGUUAGGUUUAGUGGAGUAACAGAAGAGUCAUUAAGUGGUGUGAGUACUACUAUUCGGGAAGUACAAGCUGUGUUGUUGAGCAUGAUUCAUAAGGACACCAUACUGGUAGGACAUAGCUUAGAGAGUGACCUCAAGGCAACCAAGGUAAUUUGGAAUUCAAAACGAUUUGACUUGGAAGUAAUAAAUUCAGUGAGAAUAUUUCCGCUAAAUCGCCAAGCCUUCACCCGUCUGGUCGAUUUUUGGUGGAUUUUCUCCUGAAGAGGGGGGUGGGUGCUGGCACUCCAGUCUCCCAGUAGCCCAGUUGUAUAGUGCUUACUCUUGUUAUAUUAGACAACGAGGUUAAAACAGUCAUGCCCCUCGCUGUCAAAAAAAAUCGUAAUUAAUUAUAAGAUGGCAGCAAUUGAUAUACAAAUCACUCCAUUUAUAGGUUCUUCCUCUCUACUUGUUAAGGAUAGCGUUUUAAUCUCCCUACCAUUAAUAUGUUUGUCCAUUCCUUGGUAGUUGCGCGCUUUUUUUCUUUUCUUUAAUUAAUAAAUUUAUCUUUAAAAAAAUGUUUGCUCAGUCUGUUUACGUAUUUUCUGCAGGGGACUUGGUUCUGCGUGCAGUCAAUAUAGAUGUAAGGGCGUGUUAUCUGUGAAAGCAAAUGUUUUCGAAAAAAAAAAAAUGUCUUCCCGCGCCUCGUCAUUACAUGUACAGACUCUCGCUGUAAAGAAAACUAACUCACAGUCCCUCUUAGCUGGUGAACCUCUGUUUGACGGUUAGUUUGGAAUCCCCUACGGGUGACUAUUGAAACAGAUUUAACUUGAGCUUUCAGUUCUCACAAAACAUUAAGGACAUUCUCGGAACAAUGGCGUGGAAGUGGAUGGUUACAAAUUUUGUUUUCUUGUAACAAUUUGACGUUUUCUCGAUUGUUGCAAGAAUUCAAAUCUGUGACUGUCUCUGACUCUGUUCCACUUCUUCUAAGAGGAAACGUAUUAUGGACUUUCAGGUUAAACUCGUUGCUCUUUUAUUAUUAUUAUUAUUAUUAUUUUUGUUAUUAUUAUUAUUAUUAUUAUUAUUAUUAUUAUUAUUUUCUCCAUUGCUUAAGCCAUUAUAGCAGUAAGUAAGAAAACUAUAUAACAGUUUCAAAUCUAUUUUGUGAAUGUUUUCUUUUGUCUGUUAUCUAGCUUUACUUGAUUAGACUGUUGACCGCCCUCUGUUGUCUUUUUUAUUGUAUCGUUAUUAUUAUUAUUUUUCUUUUUUCGAUGAACUUGGGAGCACAUGCUUGUCGCUACCACUUGAUGAAAACAAGUCAAGCAUCCUAAAUAGCAAUUUUCUGUUACCGAGUUCAUUUUACUAUCUUUCACCUAAACAAUUUUUGCGGUUAUUAUUUGGGCGUCGCCCAAAUAGAGUAAUCAAGUUCGCUUGUUUUGAUCCAAAAUUGCAAUGGGCACGCAAUACGUGCGAACGUAAACAACUGUUUAAAACAAGCCAAGCGACGCGAAUGUCUGCCGCGCGAUGUGUCACUACACAGCAUUUAUGCGCGUUACAAUACGUCCCACAGCUAACGCGCGGCAAACAACUCGGCAAUAGAAAACAAACGCAUUGAAAAGGCAAGGUACACCGAGUGAAAGAAGCUAUUAAAUAAUUUAAACUUUCCCUUUUGAAAAUUAUUGUCCUCGCAGCACACGGCAUGAAUGUUUUUACCCCGGACCAUAGGUACCGGUCAUUGCGCUUUUUUCAUUGUAUCGACUAUUCAGUGCCGGUAAUGCCUUAUACCAAGAGUUUGAUAAUAUUUUUGCCCUCAGUUUUUGAGAGCCAAUAAAGAUGUCACGCAAACUUCUGUGAUCGUUCAUGAGACAAAUAAGGGUAACAUUGAAUGAAGUAUAAUUUCAUUGCAGAUCUCGGGAAAAGAGGUGAUUUCUUAAAUCUUAUUACGCAAAUGAUUUCGUAAACAAGUUGCAUUCUCUCACGUUCGAACCCAAAAAGAGGCAGAGUUCAACAUCUGCACGUGCAAACCGCGUUCGUGAAGGGUAUUUUUAGACCCUUGGGUUAAUUAGAUAAGUCUUAUUCUCUCAUACAGGAACCUCGAAAGUGGCAAAUUUCAAAGCUUUCACGUGCAAACUGCUUGACAGUAAAACUCACAGUGAGGGCCUGAUCACAUGAGCCGGGCUGGCUAGCUCUUGCCGAGGUGACUUUUAUCCCGGUACUACAUGAAAAGGGCCAGCCCGGAAGCGCCAUUUUUAUAUAGAGGUUGGAAGCAAUGUGCAUGAGCAGUCUGUUACCCGCUGUCCUGUUUCUCGCUUGGUUUAUUCGCGAGGCAGUUCGGCAAACGUGAUUACUUGGAAAAUAUCCACCCGGGAUCGCGGCAUCACAAUACUGGGAUCCCAGCUAACCGGGCUGGCUCGUGGUCAUGUAAUUGCAAAGUUGAUUUUUGUUGCGUUUAACUAAGGUGCCGAGAUCUCUGCAAAGCGAGCCAGCCCAGGCUCAUGUGAUCAGGCCCUUAGUUCUAUAGCCAGAUUUUAUACCCUCCCCCUCGAGCUUACCGAUUUUUCAAAGCCCCUGAACACACACACCAAAGUUCCCACCCGCUUCUCUAUAUUAAAUGAACUUUCCCUUAUCCACGUUCUCUCCAUACAAAUAUUAUCAUAAGUGACCGAAAACCAAUCCUAAAAAGAAAGCCUAGCAAUGUUUAAAAUAAGUUCAAGUAUGUUUUCGACUGUUGAUAAGAUCUUUCACAACCACUUCAUUUCAACAGACCUUAACUACGCUAUCCCUUCAUAACCAUAUUGUACUCAUUUUUUAUGUUUGCAGCCUUUCGUAACCAGUCUGCUCUACUAACUAUGGCCAAAUCUAAGCAAUCUUCUUUGCAGACAACUGUAUUAACUGAUAACCUACGUAUUGAUUCGGUGUACGACUUUAGCAAUAGAUUAGCCUGUGUUGCAGCCGGCCCACGCCUGUGUUGCAGCCGGCCCACGCAGUCGUCUAAAACAUUUUAAAUACAGAAGGUUUAGAACGUCUGCGACGUAGGCAACAAUAGAUAUGAGCACUCAAGAGGUUGGGACAAUUCGAGACAGUUAUAUGCAAAUCCGAGGCGAAGUCGAGCGUUUUCAUAACUGUCGAGAAUUCCCCCAACCCUUCGAGUGUUUAUAUCAGGCUAUGCAAAUACAGGAAAAAAGUUUUCUAUUGGUUUUAUAAAUUAACUUUCGCGAGACAAAAACGCAAAACUCUUUGUUAUGGCGCUGAUUAAAAGAGAAAUUCUCACCAGUCGUGAAGUCGUGUACACAACGUCUUGCUCGCGUAAUCAGUUCUUGUUUUCCAAAAAGGGGCUUUCCAAAGUACGGAUUUCUCUCGCUUGAAAUGUCAGCUUAAGCGAAAAAAAAUUGACAAAGCACGAUUUGUAAAGAUUUUCCAAGUUUCAACCGACAAGGGAAUAGGUAAAUAAAGUAAACUUGUAGAGUUUUCAACUCAAGAACAUUUUCAGAUUUGUGCUUUCCUGAUUAGCGCGCGCGAAAAGCAAAACAUCUUGCCGUCCCAACCAUGUUUACAUACUCCCAUGCAAACACGCCUCUCGGCCAAUCAGAGCGCGCGUACUAUCUUACUUAUUUUAUAAAAGUGACUAAUAAGACGAGUUUGUAAGAGCCACUAUAGGUGUGAAUAAUUAGCCUCACCCCCAAUCCCCCCUAAAAAUGUAGUAGGAUUUGACACGAGUAGAAUAGGCUCGAUUUCCGCCGUCUCCCAGGUUUGCGGGCUCAUUUUCCCGAACAGCGGCUGGUAAUCGAGCCUACGAGUAUAACAGAGAACACAACACUUUAAUCACUACGAGACAGACUAAUCCAUUCUGGUACAGAAGCUACGGAUGUGUUAUUCCCCUGAGCGGUUCAGACCGGUUUUUAGUAUUAUCUACUUCAUAUAUGACAGCGUAAACUGUCCCACUACAAAAAAGAGACAUGUAAUCAAUCCUCCUAAGGAGCUUAGAAGAAUUCUGUUAUUGAUUUUCAAUAACCUUCAAAAUUGUUUUUUUUUUUUCUCAGUUAAUUCACAGUAAAGUAGUGGACACUUCUAUCGUAUUUCCCCACCGACUUGGCCCUCCUUACAAGAGAGCACUGCGCAAUCUCAUGGCAGAUUACCUUAAGAAAAUUAUUCAGGAUAGUGGUGAGCUGUGAAAAAUAUUUCUCUUGGAUUUAGCGUUAGCAAAGGAAUUACUAAUUAAAUGAAAACGUACUGUAAAUCCUCUAUUAAGCCCCCCGAGGAGCUUAUUUAUUUCAAACGCAUUUAAGUGGGGGGGGGGGGGGGGGGGUUUAAUAGAGACGAGGGGCUUAUUUAAUUUGGAAAAGACGAUGGUAUUAGUUCUCCAUAAAGAACUAGAAGUAGACUACAAGCAGUCUCUUAUUUUUCUUUGGAGAUACCCAGUAAUUUGCAUAAUUUUAACUUUUCGCUCAAAACGUUGAAUAUCAUGCGCGCAGCCAGGAUCAAAAACAAGUCCACUUGGUGAAGAAACCACCCUGGACCAGUCCACACGAAGUUUUACGGUCGUGAUUGGUUAAUACAGUCCAACAUUUAUUAGUUAAGAAUGAUAAGGGGGAGGGGGGGGGGGGCUUGAAAGAGAGGGGGGAUUACUAACUUUCUUCCACUGAAAAGGGGGACUUAUUUGAUAGGGGUGGCGUAAUAGAGGAUUUACGGUAAGCUUGGUGACAAAGAUAUAUGUCUGUUAAGCAUCUUAUUUUAACGUGAAAACAAUAGUGACUGACUUUGAAAACUGUCACGCUGAACAGUUUUAAAAGCCCGGAAGUAAUCCGUUAUAAAAAUUACAGCCUCGUGGAAUAGAAAUGUCUCCUAAGCAUUCUACUUGAAAUUGCUAAUAACAGUGAUGAACUUUGCAAAGUUUAUGGCUAAGAAAGGCAAGUUUCAAAACUCCGAUUAGAAUCGUUUUUAAUCUUCUUCAAUUUUGCCCACCCCUGCCUUUCUUUUGUAAUUGCUUUGUUCUUUAACCUCCCUUCAAUGUUGUAAGCGAAUAUUUAAGCGUUUCAGUCAAUAUGGUGACCAGCUCCGAACUUCCCACUGCCUCUGUUAGGUUAACGUUCGUAACACAGCUCCUUUAACCAAAAGGUUUGUGCACAGAGCGUGUACUAACUGGAGACCAUGUACUGUUGUAUUUUAGUCGACGGACACGACAGCCAUGAAGAUGCCAGAGCCUGUUUAGAACUGAUGAGAUGGAAAGUGAAAGAAGAUAUGAAAAGAACAGCGAGGCACAAGUCACCUCGCUUGUCGCUUGGCUAGGGCCUAACAUAUUUACCUCUAUCAAUCGGCAAAUGUUAGUUCAUUUGUCCAGUCUGUGUGAAAUUGUUUUAUUGGUGAACUGUCUGGCAAGGAAUCUGUUUGGUUGUUAAAUUUACAUAAAAUGUAUCUAUGGUGAAAUUGAGAAAAUAUCACUCUAGUGUUGCAGGUAUGCAAGAGUAACUUAAAAUCCAUAAUUGUCUUUUUGUAGACCUUAUUCACGAUACCCACUACCCUUUCACGCUCACUAGGGUUGAUGGGAUAAAAGUGAUGUCACGCGGUAUUUCAGGGAGCAAACAAGUGGUAAAAUUUGCCAAAUAAUCAUAACUAUGACAAAAUUCUCAAAUCUGAUUGGCCAUCAACUGCCCUGAUUUCAGCCCUAAUAGGACAGUUUAAUAGGACAUACGUGCCAUCACGCGCGCGCUUAAAUGGCCUUUCUUUCACUGCUGGCAAAACAUAUAUAUAUAUAUAUCUUGGAAUUUCUUGUGUUUUCAUUUAAAAAAGAGAGCCUUAUAUAUCACAAAUUUUGUUAAAGUUAUGAUUAAUUGGUAACAGAACUUCGUGUCGUCCAAUUCAGUCUGUACUCAUACUCGUGAUGAAACAAAUCGGACGACCGCGUAUUGUUAAUAGGGAGCUUAAGCGACAACGACGACGACUACUACAAAAACGUCACUUAAAAAGUGAAUUCGCGCUGCUUCAAACUUUAGCGUGAUUAUUCCAUGUCAUUCAGUUCGUCAAAUGUUGGCGAAUUUUUCUGGAGUUGAAUUCUAAAGGAUUGUAUCAAAGUACAGGAAAAGAAAAAGAAAGUUGUUGUCUUGUGUUCACGCCCUCUACAAAACGUGAAAUAAGGCAGUUUCACGUCGUAGUCGUGCAACGACGGCAAAGAAAGGUACAAGAAAGCGUGGUGCACGUGCAGAUUUGUUGUUUUGCCAAUCUAAACCUAUUGUUUUUUAUUGUUCUUGUUGCCGUCGUCGCCGUCGUCGCUUAAGCUCCCUAAUCAUUCGUAUGAUUACAGACCGAAUUGGACUCCACUCAGUCCUGUUACCAUUAGUAAUACGAGUUAUCGCGGUCGAGUUUGCCUUUAUUCUCCCAAAAUGAGACCGCGAUUGAUGACUGGUAUCGUGAAUAAGGGCUAUUGUUUUUUAGUAAAAUCCAACUAGCGGUCUAUUAUCAAUGCUACGUUCUGAUUGGUUGAGCUGCUACUAGGCUAUAUGGCGGCAAAAAGGGAUUAAAGUCUAGCUUUCAGUAAAUAUAUUUAUUUUAUUCUCGUUAUUUUUGACCAACUAUAGUUGGAUUUUACCAAAACAAUUAUUCCUCUCGCCCUCAUGGCCCCUGAGUCAAUAGCCCAUGAGGCCGAAGGCCGAAUGGGCUAUUGACUCAGAGCCCAUUCGGGCUCGAGGAAUAAUUGUUAAGUAUUUCUUGUUGUGUCUCUACACUAAGGGUCAGUUUGCUUGCGUGGGUAACAAAAUUCGUUUUUGCUUCUUGGAGGCACAAGAACGAUAAAUCACGCCAGUCUCUUUACAACAAUGUUUUGUCUACUAUACUACUGUCCUAACCAAACGUCUGUUAUAUUGGCUUUCGUUGCCCUCCCUAAAUUUUCUUGUUCCGUUGCUGUUUUUGAAUGUUCUUCUUAACCUCAGCUGUGAUCACACAAAAAUUUGGAUUUCUACGACCGAUUCUUUGAUCGCAGUAAAACAAAGAGCGAA